AUGGUCAGCAGGGCUGCUGCUUUAGGAGUCACUGCGGCGUUUGCCGCGGCUGGCUUUUUUGGAAACCUCCACAUCGUCCUUUGCUUGAUUUUGUCCAGAAGCAGAGAGGGCCGGGAGGGGGUGACUCGCGCCAUUAACCUGGCGGUCGGCGCGGUCUCCGCUCUGCACGCCUGCACCUGCGUCGCCGCGCUCUUCUUCUUCUUCUGCAUGACGGCCCCGUGCAGAAACCCCGCGGCAUUCGCAGCCAGCACCUACAUGGUCUUUUCCUUCGUCCUCUCCUCCAUCUGCGUAAUGUCGCUGCUGUUCCUGCUGUACCGGGCGGGGAUAGUGCCGGUGAGGAGCGCUCUGCUGGCUCGCGCCAGGCAGAGGUUCCUCGGCGCGACGCCGUGGCUGGUCGCCGGGUGCCUGCUGCUCUGCUUCUCAAUGUCAGCCCCCUACAUCAAGUACAACCACUGCAGCGGCAACAGCACCGCGGACGCCCCCGGCCGCCACCUCUUCUACAACCCCAGCGGAAGCUACUUUGUCAUCUACAUGGCCUUUUGGAUGGGCCUGCUGGUGGCGGCGCCCUUCACGGUCAUGGUGUUCUCCAGCGUCAGCGUCCUGCUGCACCUGCGGAGGCACAUGCAGAGGCUGCGAGGGGAUUCCUGCGGGAUCGCCAGCCCCCGCCUGGACCGGGAGCAGAGGGCGGCGCGGCUGCUGUUCCACCAGCUGCUGCUCUACUCCCUGCUCAUCAUGCUGUGUGCCAUCUCCAUGCUGCUGGAGGUGGCCGACGUCACCUCCCAGCUGCAGGACUGGUACGGAGCGAUCCCCUGCCUCUACUGCGCGAACACCUCCGCCAACCUCAUCCUCAGAAACGGCCGGCUGAGAACGAUGACCGCCUUGCUGCUCCGCAAGUUACACAAGGGCUAG
Molecule: messenger RNA, 909 nt
Organism: Megalops cyprinoides (Indo-Pacific tarpon)
Lineage: Eukaryota; Metazoa; Chordata; Actinopteri; Elopiformes; Megalopidae
Product: taste receptor type 2 member 41-like
Exons: 1
Coding region: 1-909 (302 amino acids)
Biological process (GO): sensory perception of taste; G protein-coupled receptor signaling pathway
Cellular component (GO): membrane
Molecular function (GO): G protein-coupled receptor activity
Source: RefSeq, a predicted model, not a curated record